This is a messenger RNA of Bacillus rossius redtenbacheri, 4530 nucleotides long. Its product is annotated as tRNA:m(4)X modification enzyme TRM13 homolog. The record is from RefSeq and is a predicted model, not a curated record. Lineage: Eukaryota; Metazoa; Arthropoda; Insecta; Phasmatodea; Bacillidae. Bases 99 to 1310 code for a protein of 403 amino acids. Gene Ontology annotation, biological process: tRNA methylation. The transcript has 8 exons.
AACACCAAAAAGCGAAGUAAAUAUUCAACAAUAACAUUGAACACGUGAUUUACGUGUGUAUUUGAUAGCGCCUGUCAAUUGUAAGGAAAAAAGUGAAAAUGUCACACUGUAAUUUUUUUCUGAAACGAAAGCAUCGUUUUUGUAAAAUGACUGUUAAAGCUGGAAAUCAAUUUUGUGGAGAACACAUGGAUUCUGACGUAAAUAAUGAUGCUGAAAGAGUUAUUUGUCCUUUAGACAGCAAACACACUUGUUACAAAAAACACUUGGCAAGUCACUUGAAAAAAUGCAAUGCUAGAGCAGUGGAGCCUCCUCCUUACAUUGUUCAUGGUGUGAACAGCGUCUGUGCUAAUGCUGAGGGUCUGGCUGCCGAGAAGAAAACACAAACACUGGCAGAAGUCAGUGAUGAUGAUUUGCUAUUACUGAUAGAGAAAAUUAAAACUGUAGCGAGUGCAAUACCAAGCGUUCACAAGGCUGUAAUGUCUCAUCCAGCAUUAGCUGAGAAACUAAGAAUGGAAGAGUUUGGACCGUCCACCCGAAAACAUCUAAUACAAAACUCUUCGUUGAUUGGCCAUAUGGACAAGUUGGGUUUACUGAGAGACAGAACAUGUUUUGUUGAGUUUGGAGCUGGGAGAGGUCAGCUGAGCUACUGGUUGAGUAAAGCAUUGUGCAAUACUACGGAUUGUAUGAUUCUUUUGGUUGACUAUGCAAGCCAUCGUCAUAAGUUUGAAAACAAGCUGAAAGAUGAAGGCUACCCUGUGAUUCGUCGUGUGCGAGCUGAUAUUGCAGAUUUGUGCAUCAGCAGUAUGGACAUUGGCAACUCCGAACACAUUGUAGGUGUGGCAAAACACUUGUGUGGUGCAGCUGGAGAUAUGGCACUGAAUUGUUUGAUAUCGAGUGCUGAUAAAGAAAAGCUGACCGGAAUCGUGAUGUCUUUCUGUUGUCAUCACCGUUGCAACUGGCCAUCGUAUACUGGCAAAAAUUUCGUUUUGGCCCAAGGCUUCAGUGCUGAGGAGUUUUCCCUGCUGUGCGGCGUGGCGAGCUGGGCCACCUGUGGCCUCGGGAGGAAGGUUUCUGCACAGUUCCCAGCCACAUCUGGAGGACGGUAUGCACGUAUGGAGCUCAGUCAGAAAGAUAGAGAAGAAAUUGGUCAACUGUGUAAACUGAUUUUCGACUAUGGGAGGCUGCAGUAUUUGAAAGAAAAUGGUUUUUCUGUAAAUUUGGUGUCUUAUAUUGAAAGAGAUACUUCACCAGAGUGUUUGUGUACCCUAGCUACAAAAACUGUUGAAUUAAGUGUAACUCAGCAGAGUUGACUUGUGUUAAGUAGAUUGUUUUUCUUUGUUUGUGUUUUUAUACUUGCUGUUCUAGGCAACUUUGACAGCGUGUGCUUGCUUUUAAAGUAAAAAUAAUUAAACUUUGAAAAAAAAAUAUUUAUGUGCAUGCACUAUUAAAAAAAAUUGAUAUUGUUUCAUGUCUUAACAAAUUGUGUUGAGCAAUUAGAUGCCUCCCAUCAAGGCAGUCCAAAUUAAACUUCUGGCAGGAUCGAUCUGGAUUGUUUCUCAAAUGAUAAAACUUGGUGGAUAUUGCUCUGAGAUAAUGUAUUCCACCCACCAAUUCAUGUAAUUGUUUCUUCAGCUCAUCAUGUCACCCCACACCACACAUCCGUCCUGCAUUCACUCACACCAAAAAAUAACUGUCCAAAUAAUGUCAUUAACAAAUUACUGUUUAUUUGUAUAUGUAGAGACCGGAAAAAUUCGCGAUUUCAAUGACCUGUCGGAUAUACUCCAUGAUCCUCUAUGCACUCGGGAAAAUUACAUCUGCUCAUUGGCUACUGACUCGUGUCGCCUGUUAACUGGGACGCUAGUGAUUCGAUACUUCUUUUGUUUAAGGUUUUUCAUUGGCCGAGUAUCAUUCAGAUAAACUGUGGCCCAAUCACUGAUGCAGUAAAAAGGCAAACGUUUUUGGAUUCUAGACUAUCACGAAAUGAAUCCGCGAUAUUUUCAGGUCUCUAUGUAUAUGUGAUGGCUUAAAUUAUAUUGUGGUGAAAUAUACUUAUAUUUUAAGACUAUUCUCAUGCUGAAUAUAAUUAUUCAGUUCAGUUUUUAAGAACUUACACCUUCUUAAUGAAAUGCACAGAGAAAUGUGACACAGUGUUAAGGCACUUAUCUUGCAGUCCGAAGGUUCAAUUUUGGUUUUCCAGGUUUCCAAAAAUCACUCCACUCUUGAUAACAGGCUGUGGCCUUUUCCUUUGCUUACAUCUUGACUGUGUGUUGUAUGUUUCCAUCUCUAAUUACCCCUCUGCCUCUGUUGAGACAUUUCACCUAGAUUUAUUCCUUGCACUAAAUUAUAUAAAAGUUUCUAACAGCUUGGAUUUUUUUAAGUCACUCAUCUUGGAUUCUUUCAAAAGAACUCCCUCCAAUGUGUUUGUACAUCUGUCUAGUGGAGAUAUAGGCUCUAUUUGAUGAAUCACAAAAAUGUGUAUGUGUAAUUGAACCAUUAAUUGCUCCAAUGUUUAAAUGUUACAUUGUGUGCCGUGAGCCUACACAAAAUGACAAAGGUAAAUAAUUAAGGUAAAGUAGGCAAAACAGUUCCUGUACAGGCACUAUUGAUGGACACAUAUUUUGCAUGAAAUCAAUUGCUAUUAAGGUAUUAUUGUAUGUGUUCCUAAGCAUCUUAAUUUUGUUUACAUUCUUAAGACUGCUCUAAGACAAGGUUAAAUUAUUUGAUUUUUAUGUCAAUUAAGUUAUUGAAACACGUGAUUCUAGUGUUAUUGUUUUUAUUUAUAAAAAAUUCUAUGUAUUCAAUAAGAUAGUGUAUUUUUGAACAGAUAUGACAUUAAAAUGUUUCUUAGUACAUAGUUCUUUAUAGUACAAAUAUAUUUUUUACAGUAAAUUAAUUUGUUGUAAGCUCAUGAUAGGCAGAAUUACUGUGAACAGUAAAAAUAAUUCUGCAAGCAUUUGCAUGUUGGAAAAAUGUACAAAUGUUAGUAAUGUAAAAAUGAGUUGUAAGAGAUAUAAGAAAAAACAAAGCAAAAUAAAUUUUUAUCCUAUCCAUUUGUCCAUACAUUUUGGUACAAACUUUAAACUGUAUAAAUGACUUUUAUUGCUUUUCAUAUAUUAAAAGAUAAUGUUUUUACAGUUUGAGUUAAGUUUCGUUAAAGUACUUAUUAAUGAUUCUAGUUGCAUUUAAGUGCUUUAUGGGGUUUUAUUUUGCAUUCCAUUGUUAUAGCUUGUUUUGACACUUUUUGGUGUUAUUUCAGUUUUAUUGGAACUCAACAUAAAAUCUUGUCAAUACAUAUCACUGAACAUUUCAAAGUUGUUAUAACUUUAGUUGUGUUUUCAAAUAUAGACCAAUACUUGACUAAGGAAUCUUUUGCAUAACAGUGGGAUUCUUUCAGUAUCUUUUAGAGGGAGUUCCAGCAUUUUCCUGCAUGUUCCUGCAUUUUAAAUAGGUAAAUAAAGUCGAGGGGAAAGGCUGUAAUCUAUACUGCUUUUGUUUAUUCAUAUGAAUAGCUAAACUGACUCAGGCCAAGUUGGGUUUUUAAAGUGACAUUUAAAACUAAUUGAGAUUACCCAUACUUGUCUAAUAAUUGUCUCUUGUGAAUUUCAGCUACAUAACCUGAACAUUUCUGAAUUGUAAUAAUUAUUUUCUUAUAAUUAAGGUGUAAAUGUGUGAAAAUACUCAUCCAAAUGCUAGUUAUAACAGGUGGAAGAUAGGCUGAGUUUAAGUGGAAUUAUGUGUAGUUGUUGACAGAAAUGAUUGUCAGAAGUAAAUUCUAUAAUGUCCAGAUAAGAUGGACUGUAGGUACUGUAGAAGCAGUUGAUUCAGUAGAACCUACAGUGCUACGUCCAAUGGAAGCUCGUAGUGUUUCAGGAGCACUUUGCCUGCUGAAUGCACCAUUAAGGGGAUUACACACUGCUAUCUGGCUCGACAAGACAAAUGACCUAGCUUUGGACAUCUGUUGCAUAGUUUUGCUGUUAUGUCAACUACACUAACAGAUGCUCAUAUGUAACAAUCUAUGGUUUCCUCCUGACAGUUAUAUGCUGGAGACUUUGUUAUGCCGUCACCUGCGGUCUUGGGUUCGAAACCCGGGGUGGGCCUAUGACUUGCUAAGUGAAUUAAGGUGUUGAUUGUCCAAGAGGGAGCUAGGCUAGCUCGUGCGUCUACUGAAGUUAUGCUGCUUGUGGCUCGUCAUUCCUUGCGUUCACUUGGCUCGUAGGUUGUAGAUUACUGAAUAGAAAUAACUAGUUGCUUCACAAGUGAACAGUCCCUCUCCAGCAUAGUACGCUGAUUGUGAUUCCUGACGAAAGGUGAAUAAUUUUACUUGAAAUCUUACAGAUUAAACACAUUACAAUUCCCUCAUAUUAAUUACUGUAUCACAAAGAAGCAGCUAAAGCCCCAAAAAUGCUUUAAUUACAGUUAAACUUCGUCUAUCUAACUGGGACCAAAGGCAAUCUGGACGAUCAAAAUUCAGGAAAAUCCAAGUAAUAACGGUAAUAAGCAACAAUAAAUUCUUUAAAUAAGCAGACUUAU